UCAGUCUGUACAGUCGCUGGACCCGACACGCAUAGCUAUAAUAUUAUUACAGCGGCGAUAAUAUAAUAAAUUAUUCGUCGUGCCACUCGCUCGCGAGAUCAUUGUUGACUAUAUAUAUUAUAUCUAACACAUGACUUUGGAAUUUUUUUUGUUGUUUUUCGUGUGUUCGUUUUGGAGGCCGUUUGAAAUUUUUUGGCACGGCCGCCGCCGACCGUUAAUAAUAAUUUAUAGUAUAAAUAAUUAUUGCGAAUCCGCGCUCGUUUGUCGGGUCACGUGAAUCCGACACCGAUCGUGCAGCGAAAUCGCGGUUUCCGAUACUUAUUUUUAUUUUUUAUUUUUUUCGUUUAACGUGCUUUUAUUUUCAAGACGUUUUUUUAUUAGUUUUAUUUAUUAAUUCGAUUUACGUGCCGAUUACAGCAGUCCGUCAUUAAUAUAAUAUUAUUAUCGUCUUGAUUUUCAGCAGAUCACAAUAUUCUCCGAAGUUUUACUUCAAUAUUCAUAUUAUAUUUAUAUAAUAUAUAUUAAUUAUAUUAUAGCAUUUUAUACGACAAUAAUAAUUAUCGUGUUUUAAUUGAUCUGUUGAAUUUAUUUAUAUCAUUUCUGACCGAUGUUUGUGUUUCAGGUGUAUAGAACGGAAAACUGCACGACUUGUUUUUUCAAAUAACCAAGCUGUAUUGUGUAGCUGCCGCUGGCUUUUCGUCGUAUAAUAAAUCACACACACGUUUAUAUACAUAACAUAAUAUUAUAUAUUAUAUAUAUAUAAUAUUAUUAUAUAGUGCACCAAUUCUACACGCUGUCGUACAAUAUUUGUGGAAAUCACUCGCAGAGCAGAUUUGAUAUACAAUUAUUAUUUUAUUCGCUAAACUAUUUAUUAUUACUAUUAUUAUUAUUUUAAGCUAUUAUUUAUCGUAUUCGUAGUUGUUUUUCAUUUUAUACAUAUUAUUAUUAAUAUUAUUGUUUAGUUUCGUAUUUAUUUAAUAGCGAUUAACAUUCGUCUGGAACACGGUUCACACGCCGUUACUCGUAGGUCUUAUGUUUUUUCAACGAAAACGUUUUGUUUCUGAUUCAGCUGCUGUAUAAUCAGCGGUCUUGGCGAUGGCAGACCAACAGCAGGAACAGUACGAGGAGCAGCACAGACGGUGGUACGCCGAGUGGGUCCGCAAGCAGUACGACGGGCCGGGUUGCCGAGCCAAGAUAGUCGGCCGGGCCAAGUAUGAGCAAAUUGUGCGCGCAGUCAGGGGCGAGUUGCGGCGCGCGGCGGACAACUCAAAGUUCCGGUUCUGGGUGCGGGCCAAGGGGUUCCGGAUGGGAAGACCGACGUCGUCGGGCACGGCGGCACAAGCGGACGACUCGGACGUUUUGUAUGUGGUGGACACCAGGAACGGCGGUACGACGGUCGCGGCAACGAUGCAGACGGGUAGCGGGUCCAGGCAGCAGCAACAGCAGCAGCACUUUAGCUACAAGAAGGUGGCCGUGGUCGACGAGUUCUUCGACAUAAUAUACAGAGUGCACUGCAGCGGAGGAGGUGUUUCGGCGCGACACUCGGGACAAAAGCGUACACACCGGAUGAUUAUGGAAACAUACGCUUUUUUACCAAGGGAGGCAGUGACUGCGUUUUUAAUGGGAUGUCCUCAGUGCAGUACUAGUAACCCUACAUCGGCGCCUACCGUCGACGCAUCGGUUGAAAGUGCACACCAGACUCCACUUGCCGUUACCAACGUUGAAUUUUUUCACUGCGCUAACGUAGAGCAAUGGUCGUCAUCGAAGUUCGCAUGUUCCACUCCGGUGAAACAGAAUGAGGAAAACAGCAGUGCCACAAAACCUAAUUCUGCUGGUGGUACGCACUCAAUUGUCACACCUGAAAUAGCCAUGGGGGCUGACAAGGAGAACGUUACGAAUAACGAAUAUCAAAUAGCUGUGGUGGCAACAACGAAGCGUGGUAAUAAACGUAAACGCACGGUUCCGUUGAAGCGUAACGUUCGACAGCCUUGCCAAGUCAUAGAAGUCCCCACCGCCGCUACUUCUACACCUGGUAACUCGAGCUCGGGCAGUAGCACUUUGAAAAAUAGUAGCAAUAGCAGCUGCACGCUAAUAUUGUCGUCAUCGUCAUCGUCGUUGUCGUCCCGUACGGAAACGGGCAGUGGAGUCAGUAGAUCGAGUGGUGGUUGGUGGUCGAAAUGGGGAGUGUGCAGUAACGGCAGCAGAUUAAGCGUGAGUGUGGGUGGUAGUGAUUUUAGUAGUGUCAACAGUAACAUGCAACCAUUAGACUUAUCUUCGUCACCACUAUUAACAGUUUCCCCUAGGCAAACGACUAUCCGAUCGUCGUCAUCUCCGUCCGUUGUCGCAGAUGAUUUUUUUUACAAACGUAAACGCGUAAGGCGUCGACGUAUUCGGCCAAAACGUUUGAACCGGUCGUCAUUAGGACGUCGUGGAAGUAAUUAUGGAGAGGGUGACACGUCGAUGAGUGAUCGUGAUUGUGAUUAUGAGGUGGUUAGAAAUAGUUAUAGAGACAGUGGUAAUGAUGAUGUUAGUAUUUGUGUUAACGAAGAGGCUGAUGGAAGUAUUAUAGACGAACAACAUAACGCAAUGAUAGUAGAAAAAGUUGGAGGGGGAGAGAUAGAUGAGGAAUAUGAAGGUCCUAAACCGGCUAAAAUACAAAAAAGACUGGGUGAAGGAAUGGGUGAUCGUAAAAAUAACAAUAACGAUGACGAUUUCUAUGAUAAAGCGGCAUCUGUGGUGACGGUGGCUGUAAAAACAACGGUGGCGGAUAUAAACUGUUGUGAUGGUGACAAUGGUCAAAUAAUUGCCGAGGACGCUUUAUCGAGGAACAUCGUGAUGGAAGGAUUACCGGAAGUACAAGAAGAAUUCACUGAAAUCGACAGAACUGAAGUGAACGAAUCAGACGAAAACCAGGAAAAGAGUGCAGCAUUGCAUUCACCUAUAAACAAACGGAUUAAUGGCACUGGCCACCAUCCUUAUAAUAUGCAUCACACAUCCAGGAGUAUUAUGAAUGGCCUUGCAACGUCUUCAUCACCAUCUUCACUAUCGAAGUCGUUAGACACAAUUACUACCAGCAGUAACAGUCACCAUAAUUUCCACCGGCAUUGGUUAGACAUGGCAAACGAUUCUGUCAAUAACAGUAAUAUGAUGGACGUGGACGGAUCGGCGGAUGACAACUCGAUGGCAGCAGCCGCAGCAGCAGCUGCUGCUGCUCUGCUAUUUAGCCCUCCAUCGUCAGUCGGCAGUGGUAUAUCACCCGGUGGACCAUUGUCAUCCUUACACCCCAACUCGCAUCUCGCACAUCACCACGCUUUGUCACCACUAGCACCACUCGCACUGCCGCCUCAUUCGGCUGCGGGUAUCGGGUUGACACCUGCGCAUCACCAUCAUCACCAACACAUCCAACAGCAACUACAGCAGUAUGCAGCGGCCGCUGUUGCCGCAGCCACCGCAGCAGCCGCGGCCGCAGCUGCAGCAUCUUCGGCUGGUGAUUCGACAUCACCGCCUCCAAAUUUGCCACUAUCUUUGCCUCCAAUGGCGCAUCACUACAACCAAAACAAUAACAUCAGUGGUACAAAUAAACGUCGCAGUACCAGUGGUACAGGAUUGACGGUACAACAACAACUUUAUCGCAGAAGUGGUACUCCUACGUCCUCCACUACGUCAUCGCCUUCACCAAGACUAUUGAAUUCCAAAAAUGACGCUGAUACAACUACAAGUAAUACUGGUUUGCAUGAAAACAGCAGCUUUUCGACAUCUGGACUCCCAACAACUACGACAACUGUACUCUGGCCACCUUUGGGCCUUCUCACUGCAGCACAUCAGCAACAUCAUCACAGUAUGUCAUCACCUCCAAAAUUUCAGCAACUAUUUGGUUCGUCAGUUAACUCUCUGGCCACAGUUACAGCUGGAUCACAAGUCCUACCAUCAUUGCCACCACCACCAAUUUCAUCGCCUUCAUCUUCAUAUCGACUUCCAUCCAAAGAAACAAAUGGUAUGACAGUGACUACUACUAACGGUAUUGUUACUGGAAACGAUGUUGGAAUUGGAACUGGUACUGAGAAUGCAAUGAACGCAGACGAAGAUGACACGGCAAUUGAUGAUGAGGAAGAUGAAGAAGACGAAGAAGACGAAGAAGAAGAAGAAGAGGACCUUGAUGAUGAUGAUAUCGAGGAAGGUGAAGAAGAUGCUGAUGAAGAAGAAGGAGAAAGGAAUGCAGAUGGUGGUGAUGGAAAUAGUGCACAAACUCGGCGAUUACGCAGGCAACAAGUCAGACGUUUACGACAACUACAGCGUGCUGCCAAUGGAAAUAAUAAUGCGAAUGAUGGCACUGAUUCUGGCAUUACUACAAGCUACCGCCAACACUGGCAACAGCCUUCAACUACCACAACUUCUGCUAGCUCUAUAUCACAGCAGCAACAUCAACAUUCCGUUGGAUCAUCUUCUCAGCAUCAUAUAGAUCCGGAACGUUUAAAAGCAUUCAACAUGUUCGUCCGGUUGUUUGUGGAUGAAAAUUUAGAUAGACAAGUGCCUAUCAGCAGACAACCUAAAGAUAAGGUACAGGCAAUUAUUGACUCGUGUGGACGACAGUUUCCUGAACUUUCAGAUAGGUCGCGUAAGCGUAUCAGAACCUAUUUGAAAUCAUGUCGUCGUAAUAAGCGAAACACGCCACAAUCCGGAGGCGUUGUUUCGUCGUCACCUCCUCCACCCACUAAUCCAUGGCCAGCAAAUAGUUCCUCUUCUGAUCCAACAGUGCAACCGCAGAGACCCACUCCAGCGCAUUUAACAAGUGCCCAGGCUGAAACUAUACUAGCAGUGGCUUGUCAACGAGAGUCGGAUAAUGCCCGACGAAUGCGCCUUGGACUUGAACCCGUUGCACAGCCUUAUCCAUAUUCGGUUGCUUCAACAUCGGCAUCUAAUGUAUUUCAACAACCUUCUGGUACUCUACUAUUAAACCAAAAUGGAAGUGGUGGUGCCACAUUGCAAAUGUCAUCGACAUCAUCGGACGAAGACGCCGGUGUAGGUGACAGCAGUUUUGAAAAAACGUCCUCUAAUGCCAUAGAAGCUGACACAGAGCAUCGCAAUGGAAAUGACGAAGCAGAAAACCGCGAUGGUUGCGACCGUCGAGAAGUUAACGAAUCAGUUGAAGGAGGUUCCGGUGGUGAUUCGGUAAACAUUAACACUGUUAAUGACGAAUUGAACUUGUCAAAUGUGACUGGUGGAGCUAGUGUUACAUCUUCAUCUCCUAAUAAUAACGAAACAGCUGGACCGACCGACCUGAGUGUUAAUAAAUCUUCUUCUGCUACCACCCACAAUAUGGGUACUAGUACUAUGGCUCCUAUUCCUCCACCACCAACAGGAGGUGGAUACAUGAGCGGUGCUGGUUUUAGAGGUCUCUCCACAUCGACAUCAACUACGACAGUCAACCACCGUCGAGUCAGCAGUAACAACUCGUCCUCGGCUACUGGUAUGCUGCAACUAUUUCCAACCAUGAACACGACACCCAGUAUCUCCAGUGGCAAUACACCCACGCUUCCAAUUCAACCAUCGAUGCUUAAUCAAACUACACCACCAGUGCAACCGAGCAGUAAACUUUUGAACAAAGCUGACGUGGUAACUGUAAGGCAACUCAUUGCUGGCUACAGAGAAUCAGCGGCUUUCCUAUUGCGUUCUGCUGAUGAAUUAGAACACCUUUUGUUAUUACGAGGAUAAUUCCGAUUACAAAAAAUUGUAGAAUAGUCAAAAAACGUGUUAAUUUUUUUUUUUUUUUUUUAAUAUCUCUGUUUUUGUGUAAAGUACAAACAUUUUUUUAACUAAUUUGUGAUUUUUAUUAUUAUUAUUUUUUUUGUGUUUGUGUGUGUUUGUGUGAGUGCAAAGCACAAUCGAAAUUCCAUUGCUGUACGUAGUGUACGAUUUGUUAUUGCCUCUUCAUUAAUUAAAAUAUUAAUGAAGAGGAGGAUGACAUAGAGUGUACCUACGACACACAAUAGGAUUUUUGAUAUGCGCUAAUCAUAUUAUAUUGUUAUUGGAGUAAAAAAUAAACGUAACAUAUUAUAUUAUAGUAUUAUGACUACUAUUAUAUAUUAUAUUAUAUAUUAUUAUUAUUAUUAUUAUUAUUAUUAUUAUUAUUAUGAUUAUUAUGAUUAUUAUGAUUAUUAUGAUUAUUAUUAUUAUAUCAUUAUCAAAAUAAAAGUAUUGGAAAAUAUAAUGAAUUUGAUUUAUUCAAAACUUUAAUUACUGUUAUUUGUUAUUAUAUAACUUAUAAGUUAAACCUGUAAAAUUACGAACUAACAUUGGGAAUAAAUUAGUUAAUAUGUUAUAAAAAUUAUCUAUAUAUAAGCAGUUUAAAGAUUCUCUUAGGUAUCCAGUAAGUAAUAGGUAUAGAAUCAUAAUUGUUUAAUAUGUUUAUAAAUCACCAAAUAAUAUUAUAAUAUAGGUACACAGUUUGAUGAAAUUAAUUUAUUCAUGUAUAAGUUUGUUAAGUGUAUUUAUUUUUUUUUCAUAUUUUUAAUCAAAUAGGUAGGUACUCGAGUGCUAUAGACAUUUCAUCCCUUUAGUUUUAUACUUAACGUCUGUUUGUAAGUAUUCUAUGCAUUUUUUAAUACUAUAAUAAUGUUGUUCAAUUCAAGAAUCGUUCAAUAAAUCUCUUUUAAAAUCCAAACCAUUAUUUAUUUUUAUUAUACAUUUUAUCUUCUUUGAUUUAAAGUUGUAACAAUUUUUUGGAUUAUAUCCAAAAGUAAAAUUAGAAGUUUCUAAAACACUAAAGUUUUAACGAUUUGAUUUCUUAUGUUUAACGUACCUUUAUACACAUUGGACUUAUUAGAAUAUUUUAUUAAUAUUUUUAUUGACAUUUAAAAACAGAUUUUUGUAAUUUAUUAAUAUAAUAACAUUUUUAGUAGCUAUUUAAACAUUUUUUUUAAAUUUAAUACACUAAUACUCUGAUCAUUCUUUUUUUUAUUUAAAAAAAUGUCAUAUCUAUUUUAUUUGAUAUUUUAUAUUAAGAUUGCCACUAACUUUAAUAUAAUAAUAUAUAUUCUAAGAAUACUUCAUAUUAAAACCAUCUGGAAUUUUCUUUUUUGAUUACAUUCAAACUCAUUUAUUUUUAUAUUUCAGUAUAAACACAACAUUUUUAUAAGCCAUAGAUAAACUUGGUAAUAGCUGAAUAUAUUUAUAAUAUGUAUAAAAUGUUCCUCAAACUGUGUUAUAUUUUUUAGAUAACUCGUAUCUAAUUAAAAUAUAUUUGAUUCGACAUUUUGUAAAUUUUAAAUUAAAAGAAACAAUAUUUGUUCAUUACAUAUAAAACUGUAUAGAUAUAAUUAUCUUCAGAUGAUUUAAUACUAUAAAUAUUAAAUUGUAAUUAUUUAAUACACUUAAUUAUGAAAUAACUGUAAAUCUUCACAUUGAACAUAAAUCAUAAUAUGCAAAUAUACCUAAUUGAAAUUUUAUAGAUUGCUAUUUUUUUAAAUAAUUUAUUCUUUAAGUUAAUCUGAUUAUCUUAAUAGAUACGUUCAUAAAUUAAUAAUUAACUAAAAAUGCAUAUUUAUACAAACAAACUUCAGAGUUGUCUUAAUGAUUAACAAAUGUAAAAUUUGAAACCAAAAUAUCAAUUAGGUACUUACUUAUUAUUUAAUUUAAUUGAUAUUUCCAUAUUUUCCAUUAGUAUAAAUAAGUAGGUAUUUAUAUUAUAACUACAAUAUGUAUUAAUUUAUUAUAUUUAUGUAUUAUCUCUACUGGUAUUUUUUUUUUUUAUGUUCAAUAGACAUCUUAUUAUUUGAAAAUAUUCAUUGAUUUAUUGACUUUUUUUAAGUUUAAUUUUAAAAUUUUGAAUAAAUAAUAAGAAUAAUCUUGAAU
Molecule: messenger RNA, 7851 nt
Organism: Rhopalosiphum padi (bird cherry-oat aphid)
Lineage: Eukaryota; Metazoa; Arthropoda; Insecta; Hemiptera; Aphididae
Product: serine-rich adhesin for platelets-like
Exons: 8
Coding region: 1096-5712 (1538 amino acids)
Source: RefSeq, a predicted model, not a curated record